AAAAUGGCUGCCUCCAAGAGCGCAAUCGGCGCAAAUACUAGUGUUUCAAAAGCGGAAUACUUAAAGCGUUAUUUAUCGAAGGAUGAAGAUGGCAAAAAGUCAAAAGACAAAAAGGUUAAGAAAAAACGUCCUAAGCCCGCCGGGAGAGGGAUGAAAAUCGUUGAUGAUGACAUUGACUGGAGGGAACUGGCUGUGAACAGGGAUGAGAAGGAGAACAAUGAUGAAGAUGAGGAGGAGGAGGCGCCUGUGAUUGCAGAAAUAAUAGAUGAGCGUCCAGACGAAGUCAAGCAGCUUGAAGUCUUCAGAACUAGCAACAAGUGGAAAGUUCUUGGAGCCACAAAUGAGGAUUCCCAAGACACCCCAGAUUCAGUAAUGAGGUCAGACGUAAAAGAGAAUAGAAAAACCAGACACGAUUCUCCUGAUAGUUCUCCAGUACGGAGAGGUAGGCAUGAUUCUCCUGAUCUGUCACCCAAGAGGCACGACUCUCCUGAUCUGUCACCCAAGAGGAAGUCUCGGCACGACUCUCCUGAUCUGUCACCCAAGAGGAAGUCUCGGCACGACUCUCCUGAUUUGUCACCCAAGAGGAAGUCUCGGCACGACUCUCCUGAUCCGUCACCUAAGAGAAGAUCGCGCCAUGAUUCUCCAGAUCUUUCGCCCAAGAGGCAAUCUCGCCAUGACUCUCCUGAUCUUUCACCUAAGAGGAAAUCUCGCCAUGAUUCCCCAGACCUUUCACCUCCCAGACACAGGGCAGACACCAAACACAGACGGCACGACUCCUCGUCUCCUUCUCCUCCACGAAAAACACAAAAACACCAUCAUAAAGAUUCCCCACAGAGAGAAAAGUCCAAAUCCUCUUCAGCUGGACGUGUACCAGACAUGGACCUGUCCCCACCACGAAGACGUCCUAACUCCAGAUGGGACUCAGACUCUAAUCUGUCUCCCCCAAGGAAAAGAGUACAGGGAGGAUCGGAUUCUGACCUGCCCCCUUCCAGGAAGAGGCCACAGAACAAACGUGGAUCGGACUCAGAUCUCUCUCCUCCUCGUAGGGCUCGCUCCCCUGCUGCACAGUCUGGGCCUCAAAUGUUAUCUGGUGGAGCUGCCGGUCUAGUGUCGUCCGAAAUCCUGCGGAAAGAGAAGAAAGAAAUGCGAAGACUGGAAAAACAUAACCGCCCACUGGAAGACGAGUCCCGUCAUGCAGAGACCAUUUUUAGAGAUAAAACGGGAAAGAAGCGUGACCUGGAGUCCGAGCAUGCCGAGCAGAGCAGGAAAGCGGGGGAGAAGGCAGAGAGGGAUGAGAAAUAUGCACAGUGGGGUAAAGGAGUGGUGCAGAGUCAGAUGCAGCAGGAGAAUGUAGCCAAUGCUCUCAGAGAGGCUCAGAAGCCGCUGGCACGUCACAUUGAUGAUGAAGAUCUGGACAAAAUGCUAAGAGAGCAGGAGAGAGAGGGAGACCCGAUGGCCGCUCUUCUGCGCAGGAAGAAGGAGAAGAAUGCGAAAACCAAAGGGAUCAAAGAGAGACCUCGUUAUCGGGGUCCUCCUCCACCCCCAAAUCGCUUCAACAUCAUGCCUGGAUAUCGCUGGGAUGGAGUAGACAGGUCUAAUGGAUUUGAGCAGAAACGCUUUACCAGAAUGGCAGAUAAGAAAGCUUUGCAGGAGGAAGCGUACAAAUGGAGUGUGGAGGACAUGUAGACACAUCAGGAAGGGUGUGCGUGUGUGCGUACACACUUCCUUGCAAGAGAGAGAGAGUGUGUGUGUGUAUAUGUGGAUUUGUGUGUGAGAGCGUGUGUGUGUUUUUUUGUUUGUUUUUUUUCCUAAUUCACCAGCAUGGACCUAGUUGUCUGAAAAAACGUUUUGAUGGAAAUGUCAUUACUUUAUUGACUAUGUUGAUCGACCAAACUACAUACAAAACAUUUUGUGUAUUUUAAGGACUUCACCAGUUGUAUAUGUGAAUCUGGAUUUUUGUGAGGAUUAUUAAAUGUUGUGUUUUCCUAAUGUCGAAUCCAAA
Molecule: messenger RNA, 2002 nt
Organism: Clarias gariepinus (North African catfish)
Lineage: Eukaryota; Metazoa; Chordata; Actinopteri; Siluriformes; Clariidae
Gene: bud13
Product: BUD13 homolog
Exons: 11
Coding region: 4-1686 (560 amino acids)
Biological process (GO): mRNA splicing, via spliceosome
Cellular component (GO): U2-type spliceosomal complex; RES complex
Molecular function (GO): RNA binding
Source: RefSeq, a predicted model, not a curated record